Molecule: messenger RNA, 1117 nt
Organism: Psylliodes chrysocephalus
Lineage: Eukaryota; Metazoa; Arthropoda; Insecta; Coleoptera; Chrysomelidae
Source: the annotation of a GenBank genome assembly
UACGGGUAUCAGAUUUAUAGUUUUGUUGUGCCAGGUGUUUUAUGUGUAAUAACUUUACUCGGUCUGCCCGACAACGAAGCACAAUUCGCCAAAGAACAUGACAAGAAGAGGGUAUAUUUAACCGCAUGCGAUAUUUUAACUAUAACUUUAAUAGUAAUGCUAUGUAUACUAGCAACACCAAAACAGAUGAAUUCGUUUUGGAAGAUAUGCAAAAAUUUUAAUGAGAUUGAAAGAAGUCUAAUUAUCCGAAAUCCCAAGCGACACAGAAUAACAUCAAUUCUGUUUAUUACAACAGUUUUUUGCAUUUACACCAUCUUUUACUUAUUAGAUUUGCUAACGUGGCACGCAAAUUAUGAGAAAAUAGACUGUGCUUACACUCUUCUAAAGGAUUUUAUACCAUUUUAUGUCUUGAAAUACAUCAUGCUCACUGAAAUAUUGUUUUUCUGUCAUUUGGUUUAUUUUACAUCCUUCAGAAUAGUGUAUUUGGUAGAAUCUUUGAAGAAAAUAAUUAAGGAACGAAUUUUUGAUGUUAGCGGCUUUGAAAAUGGCGAAAUAAAGGUUUUACCUCCGACUAUGACUUACAAUAUGAAGAUUAAUGAUACAGCUUUAAGAGUAUAUCAACUAGCAACUGUACAUAAAAAACUAGUUGAAACUAUUGAAAUCAUCAAUGGAACAGGAGGUUUCGUUAUAGUGAUAAUAUUGUUUUCUGUUAUGAUCCAUUUGGUUGUCUCGCCGUAUUUUCUAGUGUCGGAGCUAGAAAAAGGACGAAAUUCGAGCAUGAUUUUCGUGAGCUUGCAAUGCAUGUGGAUAAUUGCUCAUGCUGGGAAAUUUUUUAUUGUUAUGGAGACUUGUAACCACUGCGGAUCUAAAUCUGAAGAAUUAUUCAUUGUCGUCCAAAAAUUGUUUGUCCAAGAAAAAGUUGUUAAAACUAAAACGGCAUUAUUAAAUCUGAUUAUCCAAUUAAAAUUGUGCAAGACUCAGAUCAAUAUUUUGGGAUUAUUUAAAUUAGACAGAUCUCUACUGACAGGUGUAAGUAACAUUUUUUUUAAAUGUAAAAAUUAAUUACACAUGUACAUGAUAACUUAUGGAACAGUUGUUUGGUGGCCAAAAGUAAACC